UUUUGAUGAUGUGUUUAAUGGUGAAUGCAGAAGGCAAAAUCGGGAUCGAGUUCCUAGCCCAGAGUGUUUUCAGGUUGGUUGGGAGCGGAUCCUCAAGUUAGAAAGGAAACAGGCCAUCUGAGAUUUCCGUAGCUAUGGGAGGGACCCCAGCACCUUCCUCCCCCACCCCCAAUGGAAAGAAAGGGCCCAUUGCGGAGAGUGGCAGGGGAGGGUCCCGAAUUGCCCCUUCCUCUCUCUUUCAAAGCCUGGCCAAGGCCUGUUAUCAGUCACUUGUGAGUUUUGGGGGGGAUGGUGGGGGGGAGGCUCUGUUUGCUCCUGUAAAGCUUAAUUGGGCAUUUUCCUGCAAGGAAGAGCCAAGCCAUCCCUUAUUGUCAGGCAGGUCUUUUCCGUGAAGGGGCCACCCACCGUAGCCAGGAGAGCGCCUGGGCGCAUCUGGGGAGUGCCAGCGUCUUUUCAAGGCACAGCAGAAGGGAAGUUCGUUUGUUUCCCCUUUGAACCAACUCAAAUCCGAAUUCAGUUCCUUUCCCCCGGGUGUGAAUCUGUCUCUUCUGCUCUGACAUCAAAGACACCAAACGGCCGCUUGGGAACCCCCCCCCCUAAAAACAAAUGACUGUUUUUGAGAGUCCCCUCUCCAGGAAUGCGAGCGGCUGGCUGCCUUUCUGCGGCUGAGGAAGUGACCCAGGGUGGCCCUUUCCAAUUGGACCUCGGAUGGUCAUCCUGCCUUUACUGCAUCCAGAUGCAUCACCUCGUUUUAAACCGUUUUUUUUAGGCGGCUUUUUAAAGGGGGAAAAGGAAGAGACCCGACCUGAUGGGUGUCCAAUGGGCUCCUUGGCUGGCCCCGUGCCAGGCCUGGGCGGCUCUGUUUUCCUGUCCCGUGGCUGGAAGGAGGCACGGCUCCUGCCCUUUGGCUGCUGCAGGGGGGAGGGACGGACGGGUUGGCAUUUCUCCCUGGCAGCUGCCAAGGCUUUUCUCUGCUGCGGUUGCUGAGUGGCAACAUGGCUGGUCUCUUGGCUCGCAGGGGCCGAGGCUUACUCCGGGCCUCACUCCUGGGCAUCCCGCACAGGGCACCGGCGGUGCCCUCCUGCUGCAGCGAGACCCACCUGGCCCUCCCCCGGGGCAUCGGCUGCAGCACUCCUGCCGGUUCUUUCCUACACGGCCCCCUGGGCAGGAAGCUGCCCUGCCCUCGCCGGGCGUCAGGCUCUGCGUUCAACAUGCCCCCCAGCGCCGAGGAGAUAGCCAGGCCGGUGGGCGUCUCCUCCAUGUUCAAGCUCCCCAUGCGGGAUUCGGCCGAAGGGCUGAACGUGGCCUUCGUGGGCGUCCCUCUUGACAUCGGCACCACCCACCGCCCUGGGGCCAGGUUUGGCCCAAGGCACCUCCGUGCCGAGUCGAUCUUGGUGCGCCAUUUCAACCCGGCCACUGGGGCCGACCCCUACCACUCGCUCCAGGUGGCCGACAUCGGGGAUGUCAACAUCAACCUCUACGACCUGAAGGACAGCUGCAAGAGGAUCCGGGAAGCCUUUCGGGGGAUCGUGGCGGGGGGCUGCGUCCCCCUCACACUGGGCGGAGACCACACGAUCACCUACCCCAUCCUGCAGGCCAUGGCAGAAAAACACGGCCCGGUGGCACUGAUCCACGUGGACGCCCACACCGACACAGCUGACCAAGCCCUGGGGGAGCGGAUCUACCACGGCAGCCCUUUCCGGCGCUCGGUGGAGGAGGGGUUGCUGGACUGCCAGCGGGUCUUCCAGAUUGGGAUCCGGGGCUCCUCCUACUCUCCGGAUCCGUACAGGUUUUCCUGGGAUCAGGGCUUCCGGGUGGUGCUGGCUGAAGACUGCUGGAUGAAGUCUCUGGCCCCCCUGAUGGUCGAAGUGAGGGAGCAGGUGGGGGACCGGCCACUCUACAUAAGCUUCGACAUCGACGCGCUGGAUCCGGCCUUUGCUCCAGGCACAGGGACCCCCGAGACGGCAGGUCUCACCCCAGCCCAGGCCCUGGAGAUCCUCCGAGGCUGCCAAGGAUUACGCAUCGUAGGGGGGGACCUGGUGGAAGUGGCCCCUGUGUACGACCUGUCCGGUAACACCGGACUCCUGGGUGCCAACCUGCUCUUCGAAAUGCUGUGCGCCCUCCCUGGAGUGAAGAGGCAUCCCGUCCCCCAAAAGGCCACGCAAUGUGAAUAGAAAGGGGGGGGGGCUGCCUCUGGGACCUGGGCUUUGCAACAUCUUCUUUUCCCUUUUUCAGAACAGGAAGUAGCUAGUCCUCAUUGCUGCAGUGAAAACCUGAGGGGAUAGUGGCAGGAGGCCGGCUCCUGAGGAUCCCGAGUCCUCCGUUUAGGGGGAAGAGGCUGAUCCAGCAACAUCAGCAGAGUUUUUCCGCCCCCCCCCCACCUCAAGAAGCAUGGGAUUUAUCGAGAGGAAGAUUGGAACCCAGAUCCCUGGAAGAGAGCCAGCUGCCUUUUAGAGCCCCUCUGAACAUACAGGGGCCAAUGAAACUGACAUGGGGUCCCCCCUCCCCUCCCUCUCAGCCGCGGUCCCUACGCAUCUUGGGGGAACCGGCCCCCUCAGUGAAACCCACCCAGCACGAAGCAUACUUGGGGAUCCCAGUUCCCCAGAGAAUCUGGAAGCCCCCCCCCCAUGGUUUCCGGUGUCAUGGUAGGGCCAAAGGGAAGAC
This is a messenger RNA of Ahaetulla prasina, 2664 nucleotides long. RefSeq names its product agmatinase (gene AGMAT). NCBI's taxonomy places the organism in Eukaryota, Metazoa, Chordata, Lepidosauria, Squamata, Colubridae. Gene Ontology annotation, molecular function: metal ion binding; agmatinase activity. The coding region runs from base 996 to 2174 and encodes 392 amino acids. The record is from RefSeq and is a predicted model, not a curated record. The transcript is spliced from 7 exons.